AACUCAAUUAUAUUGGUCUUGAUCGGGGUUUAGCCACGACUCAUCUCUCGCUUAUAUAAGUAACCCGAAGGAAAGAUGCCACGUCCCUUAUAAUUCUUUUUGGGAAUAUCAAAAAUUGGUGUUUUGCUUCCAUCCCAAGGUAUUCUCAGCUUCGUCGUUGCUGACCUCAAUUAGAAACAUAGUCCAAUUCUCCUUCAUAUUUUCCCUACAAACUCCAAAAACAAAGAAGUUAAACUCCUGCUACUAAAUUUCAAAGAAAAACUUGGCAACGCACACAGGCCUCUGAAGAAGAUUGUUCAUGAAGACAUGUCAGCUUUUUCACUUGUUUAUUAUUGAAUCAGUUAUAAGUUCCCCCAAUGAAUAGAAAGCGCAAGGAUGGUGUUAGGGCUAGUAAUAAGAAUUCCCAAGCAAGAAGAAAUGGACGUGAAUCAGUAGAAGACACUAUUGAAAAGAGGAAGCAGUACAACAACAACAACAACCAACUUCAAUUUGUUGAAGAAGCUGGCUUCAGAAAUAUCUGUAAGGUUCCGGCCAAGGGUUGUAUGCGAGGGAAAGGAGGGCCAGAGAACUCCACAUGUAAGUUUAGAGGUGUACGACAAAGGAUUUGGGGCAAGUGGGUAGCAGAAAUUCGACAACCAAUAAAUGGGGUUCGUGUAGGAAGUAGAGGAAACAACAGUUUUUGGCUUGGAACGUUGUCUAAUGCCAUUGAAGCAGCUCUUGCUUAUGAUGAGGCUGCAAAGGCUAUGUAUGGUCCUUAUGCUCGCCUCAAUUUCCCUGAUCAUUCCAAGGAUUCGGUGGAUAACUCCAACAAAUUGUCUGUUUCAUCUGCCACUGAAGCAUGUUCAACUGAUUAUACUUCAAUAUCAUAUUCGGAAGAUGAAAAAGGUAAGGAAUCAAAUAUUAAUUAUGCGUCCCCUGCGGAAGAACUUAAAUCUUCUGAGCUUCAUAUAGUUGAAGAAGCGAAGGUCUGCUUAGAGGAUAAAUCGAUGGAGAAACAUGAUUGUUCUCAAGUUUAUAUAAAGGAGGAAGCAGGAUGUGUAGCAGAUGACAACACCGGAACAGAAUGCAUUUCAAGAAAUGACUGCAAACCUUAUAAAGAGCAUGGAGUUGAAGUUGAGACGUUAAAAGAAACCAUGGAUGAUGAACUUACUGAAGUUAUGGGAAUCCACAACUUUAAUGGAAUCAAGGAUACAAAUGAUUACUUGCACAAUGAGCUCAAAGAUGAGGAAUGCCAAUCAACGAUCAAUUUUAUGUAUUCUGAUGAUUAUAAUCUGCAGACACCCUUUAAGAGGAAAGAAAUGGAAUCAGAAGUAGAGCUAUCGCAAAUUAUUAGAUCAAGACCUAGCGGCUUCAAUUUUAGAUACAAUUACUUAGAUAAUGCAGACCAAGAUGCAGGCAUUUCAGUUUUUAACUUGGAGCUUUCUAACGAUGUUAAAGUUGAGAAUCUAGUGACAAGGGAAAACUGGAAAGGUGAACUUGCUGGAAGUAUUGACUCAAUUGGUUAUAAUUUUUUCUUUGGUAAAGAUGAUAACCGUCUGCAAACAAAUGAUAGCCUCAGGUCAGAUAUUUAUUCUAAGCCCUUAUGUGAAAUGAAAGCAGAAGUGCCCAUAUUAAGGAAAGAAGUGGAGGUUGAACCUGGAGGAUUUACAGAUUUUUAUAGCCACAAGGGUUUUGAUACAAAUGUUUAUGAUAUCAUGCCUUAUGAGCCCGGAUUUGAACUGCCAACAACAAAUUAAUACUCGUACACCGGUUGAUUUCAAAGUUCAGACGCCUAUAAAUUAUGUUGGCAUUAACAGUUUUAAGAAUAAAUUGCACUUUCCGCAUAGUUUGUCAGCAGAAGUCAUAGCUGAUGAGAAGCCCUUUGCCUUAAUUAGAAACGGAAACGGCGGAUUGAGAGCAAAAGAAAAUUACGAUUCUGAUCAAUUUGAGUUUUCUUCUACGAGCUACCUUGAUAGAGGUUGGCUGGAGGACCCGAUCCAGGGUGGCUUCAACCAACAUGAGACAGGCCCUGAUGUAGAUUACAAUAUGGAAUUUUCGAGUCCUGAUGUUGAUUUGGACUUUGUGGAAGCAACAAAAUUGACUGAUUUAUGGUUUCCUGAGAGUGGAUUCUAGGAAUUUUGGGGUUUGUUUAAGAUGUGGCCCAAUAAUACUAGUACGAAUUUAGUAGCUGUGUAGCAUUGCAGUUAAUAUCAAACAUCUCAUAAGAUACCAUAUUCUUUCUCUUAGGAAAUUUUGUCGGAAGCCAUGUUACGCUGUGAUUAUUUGGGUUCAUUCUUUUCUUUGUUUCAGAUUUAGUCCUCCUUACGAAUUGUUUUCUCAACAUAUUUGCUGAGCAAGUAAAUGGAUUUUUACUUUUCCUGCUUUACUUCU
This is a messenger RNA of Durio zibethinus, 2370 nucleotides long. Lineage: Eukaryota; Viridiplantae; Streptophyta; Magnoliopsida; Malvales; Malvaceae. The record is from RefSeq and is a predicted model, not a curated record.